Molecule: messenger RNA, 1376 nt
Organism: Desarmillaria tabescens
Lineage: Eukaryota; Fungi; Basidiomycota; Agaricomycetes; Agaricales; Physalacriaceae
Exons: 1
Coding region: 306-1226 (306 amino acids)
Source: RefSeq, a predicted model, not a curated record
GUCAUUGCUGCAUUUUAAUUGUGAGUACAUAUAUGCUGUCGUACACUUAAAGCCAAAACUGGGGAGUUGUACAGAUAUCCACGCUUUCACGUCAUGUAUGCAAAUCAGUAUCCCCGUGCGAGCCAUGCUGCCCAGAUUCCUACCGGCUGGCAGCCUCCCUACCAGGGCGCUCCACCGAUUCCGCAGGGUUGGAACGUCAAGCCUAAUGAAUGGAACCAAGGUCAAUGGCAGUUCAAUCCUGCCUUCAACCACCACCACCAUCAGCAGCCGUCCCAGCAAUAUAUUCCCUGGAUCCCUAGUCAAUCAUGGGCUGGAGCACAGCAGCAGCAGCAGCAACAACCCCAACAACAACAGAAUCCUUACCAGCGGCCCAUAAAGCCGCCAAGUGCGGAAUAUCUGGCCCAACCUGUGAAGGAAAAUGCUUUGGACCUAACGGGCAUGAUUCCAAGGUUCGUUCUAUAUCCGCUGUUCUCUAUUCUUUCAUUAAUCGCUUCCUCGUUUCCAGGGCACAAGUAUACGGCGAAGAGAACAGCGAUGACGAUGCACCACACACACCAUGGAUAUGGAAUCCUCGAGGCCUAGUGGAGAAGGAGGAUGAACAAGGUCUCAUCCAAGCUGAGUAUUGUGAUGCGCACGGCAAUCGCUUUCUGCAAUCUCGCGGCCCUACGCCGACGCGUCGGCGCUCAUCCCUCGAACACGAGGCACCACCGUCUCCCUCACCUUUGCGCCUUCAGCGUCAUACGAGUACUCGACAAUCAUCUGAGCCUUCGCCACAGAUCUACGCUGCUGUACCUGCUCCCCGGCGAGGUGCCUCUGAGCCGCCUGUGACUCAAUUGUCGUCAUACAGCCAACAAAGCCGCCACAGUUCUCCGGAACCACGGCAGCCUCAGCAACAGGACCAUCGCCCUCUCCAGCCUACAUUCUCGACUAACAUUGUUCGCAUCCCUGGCCAUUACAAUAAUAAUUCACCUACACGACCGAGCAGUGCUGCUACCUCCCCUGGUCAUAUUAGCAGGAAGUCCAGUCGUAGCAGCAGUGUUGAUGCCGAGUUAGCUGCCAAGAUGGACCGCUUGAGCACAGGCGCAGGUCCGACUCAGCCUCUGGCCCGAACACUCAUCACUACCGACUUACUCUAUGCCCUCCUCUUCGUCAACUGUUCAUGCAAGUGCAAGUGCACAGAUCUACACAGAGGAACCGUCGGCAUUGCUGAGCCCUCUUGUCAUUAGCCAUACUCCAGCCCUUCCUAAUCGUUCCCUUGGACGCCAUCACACAGCCCCGACGCUUAGCUCCAUCCCUGAGACUGCGACACGAGGCAAGACGGAGAUAUCCUCCCGUGCCGUCGUGGAAACAUCCUCUCAAAGCGUUCAGGAGAUUCC